GUUUCCAAGGUGAUUUCCCGAUUUCCACAGGUUUUGGGAUGCAGCAUCGAAGAGAAUCUGAAGCCCACAGUGCAAUGGCUUCGAGACUCGGGCCUGAAGGAGGCGGAGGUUUCCAAGGUGAUUUCUCGAUUGCCACAGGUUUUGGGAUAUAGCAUCGAAGAGAAUCUGAAGCCCACAGUGCAAUGGCUUCGAGACUUGGGCCUGCAGGAGGCGGAGCUUUCCAAGGUGAUUUCUCGAUUGCCACAGGUUUUGGGAUGCAGCAUCGAAGAGAAUCUGAAGCCCACAGUGCAAUGGCUUCGAGACUUGGGCCUGUCGGAGGCGGAGGUUUCCACGGUGAUUUCUCGAUUUCCAGCUGUUUUGGGAUAUAGCAUCGAAGAGAAUCUUUGCAGAAAGAUGUCUUUACUCGGGGGUUUCAUGCACAUGGAACAAACUGUCAGGCUUCUUGUGCAUUAUCCCAUGAUAUUGGGGCUCAGCUUCGAGCGCUGGACUCAUCGCUUGCAAGUUCUGCGUCAGUGUGGCAGGCUCUGCAGCUUCGGCCCCGCGAUGCUGGCGAGGGAUGAUGUGUUUGCCAAACGCUACCAAAGCCAGCCGGAGUGA
Messenger RNA from Symbiodinium pilosum, 597 nucleotides. Lineage: Eukaryota; Dinophyceae; Suessiales; Symbiodiniaceae. The record is from the annotation of a GenBank genome assembly.